Jaculus jaculus (lesser Egyptian jerboa) is the source of this 570-nucleotide messenger RNA. RefSeq names its product testis expressed 50 (gene Tex50). The transcript is spliced from 2 exons. The record is from RefSeq and is a predicted model, not a curated record. Lineage: Eukaryota; Metazoa; Chordata; Mammalia; Rodentia; Dipodidae. The coding region runs from base 1 to 570 and encodes 189 amino acids.
AUGUCUCAUCAAGGACUAACCCUAAUUCCUGUGUUGUUUAUCUGCUUCUUCAGCGAGAGCUUCUGCAUUUGUGACGGAACAAUCUGGGCAAAGGUUGGAUGGGAGAUUUUUCCUGAAGAAGUAUACUAUCUGCAGGUUAAGCCUCCUCCAUCGUACUGUCUCCCUUAUCCUCUGGACAGACUCUUCUGCAGCUUCGCCAGCAUGGAUCUAUUUCAGAGUUCUUUAUACCUCAUUUACAUUUUAGCACAAGCUCUUUUUUUAAUUUUGUUUGUUUUAUCUGUGCAUUACCUAUGGAUGAAAUGGAAGAAACACCAAAAAAAGCUGAAACAACAAGCCUCUUUAGAUAAAUACGAUGAUGAUCUAGAAAGCCCAUCCAUCUAUGACUUUGACCAAGUACUCUGCAGACUGCUAAACACCACAUCAAUGAUGACCAAGUUCCUGAGGCAGGUGUCCCAACAUUCUCCUAAGAAAGUUAGGCACCGCACAUUAAAGAGGAAGAAGAGUAAAGGAGGAGAGAAGUCAAAGGAUGCUAAAUCUCAGCAGAUACAAAUACAGCUUGGGCAAAUAUGA